Panicum virgatum (switchgrass) is the source of this 2262-nucleotide messenger RNA. Its product is annotated as probable galacturonosyltransferase 4. The transcript has 8 exons. Gene Ontology annotation, molecular function: polygalacturonate 4-alpha-galacturonosyltransferase activity. Bases 628 to 2091 code for a protein of 487 amino acids. Lineage: Eukaryota; Viridiplantae; Streptophyta; Magnoliopsida; Poales; Poaceae. The record is from RefSeq and is a predicted model, not a curated record.
UGUCAACACCCACCGGCCACCGCGGUUGACGGUACUGCUUGGGUCUACGGCGGAGGACGCCGCCCGCGGCCGCGCCCCAGCAGCAGCCGCCAUGCCUCCUCUUCCCACCCUCCCCGUGCAGGCUCUUCUUCUACCCCAAGAGGACUGAAUCUAGCUGGGCAAUCGCUACAGACGCGCACCAGCGCCGCCGCCGCCGCCUCUACGCAUCCCCGCAAGGCUGGACCCUCGCCGUCAACUCCACCGGUCGCGGCACCGUCGACCGGCAAACGCAGUACUGCUGGCAAUUGGGGCCGUGGCAUCAAGGCAGACAAGCUGAAUGCGCUUCCUCUGGAAACUGUGUUCUCUUUGAAAGAACCUGUCGGCAUCGUCUUCUCGGAUGAACUGGGCGGGUUGUCGAAAGAAUCGACUGAAUCUGAGGGGCAAGAAUCGCCAUCGAGAAAGGCAGGGGAGCACAAGAGCCGCGUGCUCUCUGAAGUCACGGCGGCUGCUGAUGGCAUCGAAGUGCUGGAGCAAGUGACGAGGCGGGAGGCACAGGAUGGUGGCUUGGUGAGUACCGACUCAGAAGAGCAGGAGAAAACCACCGGAUCACAGCAGCAAUCAUCUUCAGAGGAAAUUUUACUGGAGACUAUGCCUAAACAGACAUCUGACAAGGUAGUUGCGGAGAACUCCCUAACAGCUAGAACAGAUGGUAAAACUAAAAGCUUUGUUUUGCCUGAUACGCGGAUCCGGAAUAUCAAGGAUCAGUUAAUCAAGGCAAAAGUCUACCUUGGCCUUGGAUCCAUUAGAGCAAAUUCCCAGUACCUAAAAGACUUAAGGCAGAGGAUACGAGAAGUCCAAAAGGUGCUUGGUGAUGCAUCUAAGGACACUGAUCUACCAAAGAAUGCAAAUGAGAAGGUUAAAGCACUGGAGCAGAUGCUAAUUAAGGGCAGACAGAUGCAGGAUGAUUGUUCUAUUGUUGUCAAAAAGCUUCGAGCUAUGCUUCACUCAGCAGAGGAGCAGCUGCAUGCACACAAGAAGCAGACUGUUCUUCUGACACAACUUGCAGCUAAAACCCUUCCUAAAGGUCUUCACUGCCUCCCCCUGAGGCUAGCUAACGAAUACUUUUCAUUGGAUCCUGAUCGGCAGCAGUUCCCAAACCAAAAUAAACUCACCAACCCAAAACUGUAUCAUUAUGCCUUGUUCUCGGAUAAUAUACUAGCAACAGCAGUUGUUGUAAAUUCAACAGUGUUAAAUGCCAAGCAUCCUUCCGAUCAUGUCUUCCACAUAGUAACUGACAGACUGAAUUAUGCUCCAAUGAGAAUGUGGUUCCUUUCUAAUCCUCCUGGAAAGGCAACAAUUGAAGUACAGAACACUGGGGAGUUUACAUGGCUAAAUGACAGCUACAGUCCAGUGCUCAAACAACUUGGGUCUCAGUCCAUGAUUGAUUACUACUUUGGAACAAAUCGUGCAAACCCAGAUUCAAAUUUGAAAUACCGAAAUUCAAAAUAUUUGUCAAUCCUUAAUCAUUUGCGAUUUUACUUACCUGAGAUUUAUCCAAAGCUUGACAAGAUGGUCUUUCUUGAUGAUGAUAUAGUAGUAAAGAAGGAUCUGACUGGCCUCUGGUCAAUCAAUAUGAAGGGGAAGGUAAAUGGUGCUGUUGAGACUUGUGGAGAGAGCUUCCAUCGCUUCGAUCGUUACCUGAAUUUCUCAAAUCCUGGUAUUGCCAAGAAUUUUGACCCCCAUGCUUGUGGUUGGGCUUUUGGAAUGAAUGUGUUUGAUCUGGCUGAAUGGAAGAGGCAGAACAUAACCCAAAUCUAUCACUCAUGGCAGAAGCUUAAUCAAGACAGAUCGCUUUGGAAAUUUGGCACUCUCCCUCCAGGUUUGAUCACAUUCUGGAACAAGACAUUCCCCCUCAGCCGGUCGUGGCAUGUUCUUGGUCUAGGUUACAACCCCCAUGUAAACAGCAGAGACAUUGAACGUGCUGCAGUCAUACAUUACAAUGGCAACAUGAAGCCCUGGCUAGAGAUUGGCCUGCCCAAGUUCCGAAGCUACUGGUCAAAGUAUCUAGAUUAUGACCAACCUUUCCUGCGGGAAUGCAACAUCAAUCCAUAAAGGAAGAUUGCACUUUCAAUCCCAUCUGACAUAACCAAUAGUUUUUUUUUGCUGAUAUGCUCUGUAGUGAUGGCAACACCACCGACUUUUCUAUUAACAUAGCCCUACACCAGGGGUCAGCAUUGAGCCCUUAUUUAUUUGCUUUAGUGAUGGAUGAGGUCACAAGGGAUA